Calidris pugnax (ruff) is the source of this 3176-nucleotide messenger RNA. It is a transcript of the gene HDAC5, whose product is annotated as histone deacetylase 5. The transcript has 24 exons. Bases 1 to 3069 code for a protein of 1022 amino acids. Lineage: Eukaryota; Metazoa; Chordata; Aves; Charadriiformes; Scolopacidae. The record is from RefSeq and is a predicted model, not a curated record. Gene Ontology annotation, cellular component: histone deacetylase complex. Gene Ontology annotation, biological process: negative regulation of transcription by RNA polymerase II; chromatin organization. Gene Ontology annotation, molecular function: histone deacetylase activity.
AUGGACCCGCCUGCUGUUCCCAGCCCCCCUCCCAUCCUUGGGACACCCCCAGAUGCCCUCCCCUCUGACUGGUGGGUGCCCGCAGGGGCGGAGGGUCCGGCGGAGGGGCGCGGGGCGCCCGAGGCGUGCGGGGAGCGCCGGGGGCCAGGGCUGGACGCGGCGGCACGGGAGCGGCAGCUGCAGCGAGAGCUGCUGGCCCUCAAGCAGCAGCAGCAGCUCCAGAAGCAGCUGCUCUUCGCUGAGUUCCAGAAGCAGCACGAGCACCUCACCCGCCAGCACGAGGUCCAGCUCCAGAAGCACCUCAAGCAGCAGCAGGAAGCGCUGGCCGCCCGUCGGCAGCAGGAGCUGGAGCAGCAGCGGCAGCGGGAGCGGCAGGAGGCCCUGGAGCAGCAGCAGCGCCUGGAGCAGCUCCAUGCCCUGCGCACCAAGGACAAGAGCCGGGAGAGCGCCAUUGCCAGCACAGAGGUGAAGCUGAAGCUGCAGGAGUUCCUGCUCAGCAAGACGAAGGAGCCGGGCACCGGCCCCCCCAACCAUUCCCUCCCCCAGCACCCCAAAUGUUGGAAGGUGGCAGAGCGGAGGAGCAGCCCCCUGCUGCGGAGGAAGGACGGCACCGUCAUCAGCACCUUCAAGAAACGCGCCAUCGAGGUCACCGUGUCCUCCGUGUGCAGCAGCGCCCCGGGCUCCGGGCCCAGCUCCCCCAACAGCUCCCACAGCGCCAUCACCGAGAACGGCUUCACCGGCUCCGUCCCCAACAUCCAUGCAGAGCAGCUCCUGCCCCAGCACCGAGCCCUCACGCUGGACGGCGCAGGGCAGCUCAGCCUCUACACAUCCCCCUCCCUGCCCAACAUCUCCCUAGGGCUGCAGGCCACCGUCACCGUCACCAACUCCCACCUCAGCGCGUCCCCCAAGCUGUCACCGCAGGCGGAGGCCGAGCGGCCAGCAGUGGCCACCCUGCGCCCCGGGGCUGCGCUCACUGGCAAGUUCCUGAGCACCUCCUCCAUCCCGGGCUGCCUGCUGGGGGUGGCCCUGGAAGGGGACCCCCCUGCCGGCCCCGCGUCCCUGCUGCAGCACGUCCUGCUGCUGGAGCAAGCGCGCCAGCAGAGCACCCUCAUCGCCGUGCCGCUGCACGGGCAAUCGCCACUGGUGACAGGGGAGCGUGGGGGGAGCGUGCGGACGGUGGGCAAGCUGCCGCGCCACCGGCCCCUCAGCCGCACGCAGUCAUCCCCCCUGCCCCAGAGCCCCCAGGCCCUGCCCCACGGCGCCCUGCCCCACGGCACCCUCCAGCACCACUUCCUCGACAAGCAGCAGGUCCAGCUGGGCAAGGUGGGGUGUGGGGGCCAGGGGCCCGCGGUGGGGCUGAGAGGGGGGAACAGUGUAGGGGUUAUGGAGUGGGUGUGGGGUGUAGGAUGUGCAUGUGGGGCGUCCCCCAAGCUGUCACCGCAGGCGGAGGCCGAGCGGCCAGCAGUGGCCACCCUGCGCCCCGGGGCUGCGCUCACUGGCAAGUUCCUGAGCACCUCCUCCAUCCCGGGCUGCCUGCUGGGGGUGGCCCUGGAAGGGGACCCCCCUGCCGGCCCCGCGUCCCUGCUGCAGCACGUCCUGCUGCUGGAGCAAGCGCGCCAGCAGAGCACCCUCAUCGCCGUGCCGCUGCACGGGCAAUCGCCACUGGUGACAGGGGAGCGUGGGGGGAGCGUGCGGACGGUGGGCAAGCUGCCGCGCCACCGGCCCCUCAGCCGCACGCAGGUUUCCCAUUCCUUGGGGUGCCUGGGGAUCCCAGUUUCCCAUGGGAUGCCCAUGUCCUGUGGGGUGCCCAUGUCCCGGGGGGCGGGGGGGCACGCCGGCCGCAUCCAGAGCAUCUGGUCCCGCCUUCAGGAGACCGGUCUCCUUGGCAAAUGCGAGCGCAUCCGGGGCAGGAAGGCGACGCUGGAGGAGAUCCAGACGGUGCACUCAGAGCAUCACACGCUGCUCUACGGCACCAGCCCCCUCAACCGCCAGAAACUUGACAGCAAAAAGCUCCUAGGUCCCAUCAGCCAGAAGAUGUACACGGUGCUGCCAUGCGGGGGCAUUGGGGUGGACAGUGACACGGUGUGGAACGAGAUGCACUCCUCCAGCGCCGUGCGCAUGGCAGUGGGCUGCCUGGUGGAGCUCUCCUUCAAGGUGGCCGCCGGGGAGAUCAAGAACGGCUUCGCCGUCAUCCGCCCCCCGGGACACCAUGCCGAGGAGUCCACGGCCAUGGGCUUCUGCUUCUUCAACUCGGUGGCCAUCUCGGCCAAACUGCUCCAGCAGAAGCUGAGCGUGGGCAAGAUCCUCAUCGUGGACUGGGACAUCCACCACGGGAACGGGACCCAGCAAGCCUUCUACAGCGACCCCGACGUCCUCUACAUCUCCCUGCACCGCUACGACGAUGGCAACUUCUUCCCGGGCAGUGGGGCGCCCGAGGAGGUUGGCAGCGGGAUGGGAGUGGGCUACAACAUCAACAUCGCCUGGACUGGGGGUGUCGACCCCCCCAUUGGGGACGUGGAAUAUCUCACCGCCUUCAGGACUGUGGUGAUGCCCAUCGCCAACGAGUUCUCCCCGGAUGUGGUGCUGGUCUCGGCUGGCUUUGACGCCGUCGAGGGCCACCUCUCCCCGCUCGGUGGCUACUCCGUCACCGCCAAAUGUUUUGGCCACCUGACGAAGCAGCUGAUGAUGCUGGCGGGGGGCCGGGGGGUGCUGGCGCUGGAGGGGGGGCAUGACUUGACGGCCAUCUGCGACGCCUCGGAGGCCUGUGUCUCUGCUCUGCUCGGCCGGGAGCUGGAGCCCCUGGAUCCAUCCCUCCUGCAGCAGAAGCCAAACGUGAACGCGGUGGCCACCCUGGAGAAGGUCAUCGAGAUCCAGAGCAAGCACUGGGGCUCGGUGAAGCGCUUCGCGGCUGCCGUGGGCUGCUCCCUGCUGGAGGCGCAGAAGGGGGAGGCAGAGGAGGCUGAGACGGUGACGGCCAUGGCCCUGCUCUCAGUGGGCGCCGAGCAGGGGAACACCGACCCCCAGCCCAGGCCGGCGGAGGAGCCGAUGGAGGCCGAGCCCGCGCUGUGACCCGCUGGGCCCCUUGCCCAGAUUUAUUCCGUUUCCAAAAAAAAGAAAGAAACACUGAGAAGAGAAAAACACACACACACACACACACACAAAAUCACAUUAGAAAA